AUGGACAAGGGCAUAGCCACAUUUCCCACAUCAAUAGCUGUCUCCACGUGUCACUAUGAGUCAUGGAGAUACUGGACACAUAUUGCUAUAAUGGCAUCGAUGUAUCACAAAAAUGGGACACAUUUCUUCGUACUCUGUCGACACGGAGAAUACCUAGUCACCCUAAAUAAACUAAACAUAUACACUAAAGAAACUCCUAGCUGGCAACCCACCAACCCCCUGCCCCUUUCUCUGCCAACAGUGAUCAGUUGCAACGAAGUGAUAGAGGCUCGGCGCGGCGAGGGUGGCAAGUGGACGGGCUUAAACGGCACUGUUGUCAGCCCCAAUUUCCCCCAGCAAUACCCUGCAAGACUCCAGUGCCGCGUCGAUUUCAAAGCACCGCCAUCCUACCGUGUCCGGAUCCUCUUCACCGACUUCCUGCUGCAUCAUCCACUUAACGUGUCAAAUCGCAACUGCGACGUGGUAGACUCUCUCAGUCUGUUCGAAGGCACGCAGAAAGGCAGUCGUCUUGCCGUCUUCUGCGGGCCGGGCGUGCCAAGACCUGUCAUGUCUUCUGGAUCUUACUUGAGCCUCAAAUUCCGGAGUUACACCUCGGGCCCGGAUGUCAAGGGCUACAAGGCGCAUUUUCUCUUCGUUAAUGAUUUCGGGCUGGAAACAGGUCGCCAACUCGUACCUAAUCGCUGCGUUUUCGAAUUCAAUUCCACUGAGACGUCUUCUGGGGAAUUCUACACGCCUAACCCUGGAGGCAAAUACCCUCGCAACACAGAGUGCCAGUACGUGUUUGUGGCACUGCCCCACCAGAAAGUUAGACUUAGCUUCAAGUUUUUCGACGUGGAAGGCAUAGCGCCCUGUUCUGACAGGAGCGACAGCGAUUACUGCUUUAAAACAUCGGCUGGCCUUCCCCUCAAUUACUUCCCUACCCCUUCUUGCCUUCCUCCCUUCCCACAUUUCCUCCUUCACCCUCUCCCUCUCCUCUUCCCUUUCCUUCUCCUUCCUUCUCCUUCCUUCCCCCUGCAGGUGAUCGACUCCCCCGGACCCUACUUCUGCGUCACCUUCCGGAGCAACCACAAGUUCGACGGCCUUGGGUUCGCUGCCUCUUACACCUUCAAGCAGAAUGACGGGAAUUCAACGUGUGAACUGUCCCCGCGGGUGGCCAUGGCAGGUGUAUUCCGUCUUCACAGCAGAGGGACUGAAACUUCUCGCGUAAUAUCGACUUUCGUAGUUGUGUCAGAUUAG
Messenger RNA from Penaeus monodon (black tiger shrimp), 1236 nucleotides. Its product is annotated as suppressor of lurcher protein 1-like. NCBI's taxonomy places the organism in Eukaryota, Metazoa, Arthropoda, Malacostraca, Decapoda, Penaeidae. Gene Ontology annotation, cellular component: plasma membrane. The coding region runs from base 1 to 1236 and encodes 411 amino acids. The transcript is spliced from 8 exons. The record is from RefSeq and is a predicted model, not a curated record.